GCUUCCGUCCAGACAGCCCGGGGUCCUUCUUACCCGGAUGUUAGCUUAGCCGCUACGAUCAGCACCAGGCGGUGUGUCUGUGGUCGGAGCGCGGUGCCUGUUGGACAACCGCGGGUCUCGUGAGGUUUGGGUCGCUUUGGACCCUCUGCUGGGGUUCGGGUGAACAUGUGGGGCAGCGGCCGCCUCGUCCUUCAGGAGCUGCUCACGCACGCGGCUGUCAGGCGCUUCUCAGGGACACCUGCUCAGUGCACGGUGGUGGUCGAACGAUGGUGGCAGGUUCCUCUGUCCAAAGUGGGCAGUCCCCCGAGACUGUACCCUCGGAGACACCGAGUCUACCGGCUGGUGGAGGACGCCAAACACUCAGCCAAGGAGAAGAUGGAGCUGAUCCUGACCCAGACCGUCCCGAAGCUGGGCGGACGAGGAGACACGGUGUUCGUGAGGAAGUCCGUUGGCCGGAACAAGCUGCUGGCAGAAGGUCUGGCCGUGUAUCCGUCUCCAGAGAACAAGCAGAUGUUUGCUGAGGAGCUGCGGCUUCUGUACGAGGGGAGACCGGAGGACAGAACCCAGACCCGGACCGGACAGAUGACGGUGGAGUUCCUGAGAGGAUGCAGACUCGACAUAAACCAUAUCCCGUCUGAGGACUUCCAGCUCACCAAAGAAGUGGUGUGCAGACAGUUUUUGAAGAAGCUUGGAGUGGUGGUGCCGCUGCAUGCGCUGACCCUCCCGUUUGAACCCAUUAAGGAGCUGGGUGACUACUGGUGUGACGUCACGGUGAACGGAUUGGACACGGUCCGUGUUCCCAUGUCGCUUCUGCCCUAUGAGGAUCCGUCUGCGGCAUCCCAGCGGAAGCGGAAGGCCCAAAGGAAGGCUUCUUCAGAGGAGGGGGUUCCUUCUGACUCUGCCAGGACCCCCCAGUCGGUCCAAGACUCCACAGAACCGCCAACAGGAAGUCCAGAUGAAAGAUCAAAGUAGAGGGGGGCAGUGGCCGGCCUGCAGUUGGCUCCUCCUUAAUAACUGCUCCUCAGGAGCUGCAGGCGGGGCUCGGUUCUCCUCCUGGAGCACGAACUGUAGAGUGGAUCUGUAAUGUGGAAACAAAAGUAAAUCUCUUCUUUCUUGGUUCCAUUUCUG
This is a messenger RNA of Oryzias melastigma (Indian medaka), 1128 nucleotides long. It is a transcript of the gene mrpl9, whose product is annotated as mitochondrial ribosomal protein L9. Bases 166 to 972 code for a protein of 268 amino acids. Gene Ontology annotation, molecular function: structural constituent of ribosome. The record is from RefSeq and is a predicted model, not a curated record. The transcript is spliced from 7 exons. Gene Ontology annotation, cellular component: ribosome; mitochondrion. NCBI's taxonomy places the organism in Eukaryota, Metazoa, Chordata, Actinopteri, Beloniformes, Adrianichthyidae. Gene Ontology annotation, biological process: translation.